UAGUGCUGUUUCCUCCAUACGUUCAAUCCUGACUUUUUCUUUUGAGGGCACAAACAUGUAAAUAUUGAUAUGGAGUGUUUUCUUUUACUAGUAAUUUAAUAUUAGUUUCCUGUGGCGUGUGAAUUUGCACUGUAGCUAACUACUCUGGAACUACUUUUUCUUCCGCUGGUUCGUUCCGCUCCUCAUACACAGACGGUUGUCACACAAAUGUAGUAGAUUUGAGUUUUUUCGUGAUUAUAUCCCACUACAACACUGCUAAGGAUAUUGUUAAUUAAAAAUGAUGCUCCUGAUACCAACUAGACUGUAGAAAUGAAAUUUCCCUUUACUGUGUACAAAAAGACACGCAUUGGUAUUGGUAUUACCUCUGGUAUCAGAUAGAAAACAAAAUGGUAUUGUCUGUCCCAGUUUCCUGUUUGAGCUGGGAAUCUCAAAUGUUGUCACUUUCAGUAGAGUUCGUGUUUUUUUUUUCUACUGCACUGCUGUAUUUGUCGUAGUAUUCUUUAAUCGUUGGAGCAAGCAUCAUUUCUGAACGGUCUUAAAUGCAGCCUCUCAUUUAAAGAGAACUAUAUAGAACCAGUACAGACUUUUAUUUUGACGCUGUCGAGGCGCAGCGCACCGGACGUACACGCACAACUCAGUCCUGAUCCAAUGUUUAAAACCGUGCGCUGUUUGUUUCAGUGUGUAGUUGUUUCUGUACUGGUGUGAUUGUUGGGUGUUUAACUUACAUAAAUUGCUAGAUAUCUAAAGACCUGUUACUUUCUUGACUGAGAUGUGAUACUCAGUUGAGUAAGGCUUUCUAUGGUGAACUGCUCAAAUAUGCUGGGCUCAGACAGUCAUGCCAAACUGGACAUGCGGAUAAUUGUGCGCUUUGCUGCUUUUACACGAGUAUUAUCACUGUUCUUACAGGCUGUUCUAAAUGCAGCUAUUCCUGAUCAUAUAGCAGAUGCCUUCAGUCCUCCCCGGGCAGAGGACCCACUACUCCUGGACUAUGGUGUUGAGCUGCUGCUUGGUGGCCUAGGGCACUGGGAUGCAGAACAUUUCCUCUUCAUUGCAGAGCGAGGAUACUUGUAUGAACACAACUUCGCUUUUUUUCCACUGUUUCCACUGGUGAUUCGUUCAGUAGCAGCUACUUUGCUGUGGCCUCUGAGUUCCUUUCUCACAGUUCGUGGACGUUUACUUUUGGCAGUGGCCUCAGUUAAUAGCACGCUCUUUGUGCUGAGCACAGUGGCACUUUAUGGACUAAGCCGUGUAGUUCUACAGGACAGAAAGCUUGCCCUUGUCUCAGGCCUUCUCUACUGCCUUACACCUGCCAAUGUCUUUAUGUUAGCAGGCUAUUCAGAAACCCUCUUUGCAGCUCUUACAUUUGGAGGUCUGUGGUUACUGGAGAGCGGUUUCAUGUUUGGAGCAUGUCUUCUUCUAGGUUUAGCCACUGGUGCUCGUGCUAAUGGACUGGUUAAUGCUGGAUUCUUGUUGUACUUGCCACUGCAGCAGAGCCUUGCCCAGGCCCGGGUCCUUAGCAAAGGAUCUACAUGGCACAGGAGAUAUCGUCACUACACCUUCUUAGCUCUCAGAUUUUUGCUUACAUCACUACUUUGUAUUACAGUUGUUGUGCUACCAUUUUGUCUGUUCCAGUUUUAUGGUUACUACACAUUCUGCACACCUUCUGUGACUCAGGAGCAGGUUUCUCCUGUGCUUCUUAAAUUGGCCAAGGAGAAAGGAUACAAAGUUCCUGAUGAAACAGCACCCAUUCCAAGCUGGUGCUUGAAGCCCAUUCCAGUGCUCUACUCUUACAUUCAAGAUGUUUACUGGGAUGUGGGAUUUCUCCGCUAUUUCCAGUUAAAACAGAUACCCAACUUUCUGCUGGCACUGCCAAUUGCUACACUGAGUGUCACUGCGUCAUACAUAUACAUAAGAGCUAAUCCACGUUUUUGUUUACGCCUUGGUCUGGGGCAGAGUGGAAUAAAAGAAAAAGAAGGAAAACCACGAACAGACUUCUACAACUCAAAGGUGUUCGUCUACAUUGCUCAUUGCUCCGUCUUACUUGUAUUUGGAACAUUCUGCAUGCAUGUUCAGGUGCUGACCCGUUUCCUAGCCUCCUCUUCACCUGUGAUCUACUGGAUCAGCAGCCACUUUCUUCUCUCAUCUGAGCCCUUAUUGCGAGAGAACAAAAAGUUUUCUUAUGGCCAGCGACUGGACAACUUCAAACAAGGCUUUGCUCAUUUUCUCUUAAUGUACAUUAACAACCCUGUCACUCAGCUGCUGAUACACUGGAGGACUUGCUCUUCUUCCACACGCUGCAUCCUGGGAUACUUCAUCUCAUACUGGCUGAUAGGUCUGGCUCUGCACUGCAACUUCUUACCUUGGACUUAAUGUUCAGAAUUCAACUGGACGGUCUAGUGUCUAGAGUUUCUUCUCGGGACUUUACUGUUUCUUUUAAUGUUGGGUGGAUUUUUAAUGAAGAACUGCUGGAAUUAAAGAAUUUGUAAUGUUUAAA
Messenger RNA from Colossoma macropomum (tambaqui), 2494 nucleotides. It is a transcript of the gene pigv, whose product is annotated as phosphatidylinositol glycan anchor biosynthesis, class V. Gene Ontology annotation, molecular function: alpha-1,6-mannosyltransferase activity; GPI mannosyltransferase activity. Bases 799 to 2370 code for a protein of 523 amino acids. The transcript is spliced from 3 exons. Gene Ontology annotation, cellular component: endoplasmic reticulum membrane; mannosyltransferase complex. The record is from RefSeq and is a predicted model, not a curated record. NCBI's taxonomy places the organism in Eukaryota, Metazoa, Chordata, Actinopteri, Characiformes, Serrasalmidae. Gene Ontology annotation, biological process: GPI anchor biosynthetic process.